Asparagus officinalis (garden asparagus) is the source of this 894-nucleotide messenger RNA. RefSeq names its product NADH dehydrogenase [ubiquinone] iron-sulfur protein 8-A, mitochondrial. Gene Ontology annotation, molecular function: NADH dehydrogenase activity; 4 iron, 4 sulfur cluster binding. Gene Ontology annotation, biological process: mitochondrial electron transport, NADH to ubiquinone; mitochondrial respiratory chain complex I assembly. The record is from RefSeq and is a predicted model, not a curated record. Gene Ontology annotation, cellular component: membrane. Bases 187 to 630 code for a protein of 147 amino acids. The transcript is spliced from 7 exons. Lineage: Eukaryota; Viridiplantae; Streptophyta; Magnoliopsida; Asparagales; Asparagaceae.
GUACAAGCUGGACCAUCUGCUGCACGAGCUGUAACUGGUCAUGCACAAGAAUUCAGCUCACAGCCUUCCUACUCAAGAAUUAAGGGUUUAAAAGAGGAUGAGGAGAGAGAGCAACUUGCAAAGGAGGUCGCUAAGGAUUGGAGCACUGUUUUUGAGCGAAGUAUAAACACCCUUUUCCUCACUGAAAUGGUUCGAGGUCUGAGUCUGACACUGAAAUAUUUUUUCGAGAGGAAAGUUACAAUAAAUUACCCCUUUGAGAAAGGCCCUCUAAGUCCUAGGUUCCGUGGGGAACAUGCAUUACGGCGUUAUCCAACUGGUGAGGAGCGCUGCAUUGCUUGCAAGCUAUGUGAAGCGAUAUGCCCAGCACAAGCAAUCACGAUUGAAGCAGAAGAGCGAGAAGAUGGCAGUCGUCGAACUACAAGGUAUGACAUUGAUAUGACCAAGUGCAUCUAUUGCGGGUUCUGCCAGGAGGCAUGCCCUGUAGAUGCCAUUGUUGAGGGUCCAAACUUCGAAUUUGCCACAGAAACCCAUGAGGAGUUGCUGUAUGACAAGGAGAAACUGCUCGAAAAUGGCGACAGAUGGGAGACCGAGAUCGCAGAGAACCUCAGAUCUGAAAGCCUGUAUCGUUAAUCUUUUAUCCAUCAGUAUUGAGGAUUGAGCUACAUUUGCUUUGUUUUGUCUAGCCCAAGACCCAAUCUCCAAAUAAGGCAACCCUGCUUACAGUGCAUAUUUCUUUGUUCUUGUUCAAGGUUCAUGUGCCUGAUACAUUUUCUGUAACAAAAUUAUCUAUUUCCUUUCUAUUUCUAGAAACAAAGACAUAGGUUUUCCAAUUCCUGUUGUUGUUGUUGGCAAUUCUUGUGAUUUAAGCGAUCGUUAAUGUUUUCCGUUCUCUAA